This is a messenger RNA of Paraglomus brasilianum, 784 nucleotides long. The record is from the annotation of a GenBank genome assembly. NCBI's taxonomy places the organism in Eukaryota, Fungi, Glomeromycota, Glomeromycetes, Paraglomerales, Paraglomeraceae.
GGGUGGUGAGGACAAGAUCACAGUCAGCUGAAGAACUAAAUAUGGAGCUAUCUAUGCCUCCUAUGAAAAGGAAGAGGUGGAUGGUUAAUAAUGCCAUGCAUUCAGAUGAUUAUUUAAGAUAUUACUUUGCAAAUCCACUGAAAUCUAGUAUUCCAAUGAUCGAAAAUAUUUGCGACCGCCAUUUUGUUGCUCUGUAUGGGCCACGAGCCUCUGGCAAGUCCACACGAGUGAAUACAAUUAUCAAAUAUCUAAUAAAACGUGGCUAUAUUUGCAACUUCAUAACUUUAGAGCAUGUUGCAACAAAUGAGAAUUUUUGGUCAUCGUUUGGUCAAUGUCUCCAACGCGGUGGUCCCAAAAAAUACUUUGAUGGAUGCAGAAAUAUUACAUCUUCUGAGGAUUUUCUUGCUUAUUUUGCACGAGGUCGCUGGGGAAACGAUGAUACCGAUUAUGACAGUCUUCCUCGCAUUAUACUCUUCAUAGACGAGUUUGAUAGAAUACGCGGGUUGGCUGAAAAUCAGCUAAACAAUUUCUUGGAUAUUUUACAAGGCAUCAAAAAUAGCCAACCUGGAACCUUCAUCAUUUACACCAUCGUUGUAAUUGGUACUUUCAGUAUCCAGCAUUUAGACUCAACGAGUACUACAUCACCAUUUAAUAACAUGUGGGCAUUCAGAAAUCCUAUGCUUACUAAGAGCCAAGUACAGGAAAUUUAUGACGAUUUUGCAAGAGAGUGGGAAAUAAAUAUUGAGGAAGCUGUCAUUAACGAUAUUUAUCAACAAACAAAUGG